This is a messenger RNA of Emiliania huxleyi CCMP1516, 1764 nucleotides long. RefSeq lists its product as hypothetical. The record is from RefSeq and is a predicted model, not a curated record. NCBI's taxonomy places the organism in Eukaryota, Haptophyta, Isochrysidales, Noelaerhabdaceae. The transcript has a single exon. The coding region runs from base 1 to 1764 and encodes 587 amino acids.
AUGGCCUUCCGCAGCCUCGCCUUCUCCUCGAUCCUCAUCGCCCACUCGUACGCCUUGCCGGUCGUGGCGAAGCAUGACAACGUGACGAUCCGUCGAGCACUUCUCCAGCUCGAGAGCAAGGCGCCGAGUUGGGUUUCGGCGGCGCUCAACGCCCAGACGCACGAGUGCGUCUACGACUCGUGCCCUCAGAUCUUGGUCGAGGGCGCGGGACAGGACAAUACCAACGGCAUCUACACGCGCGACCCGCGCAAAUCGUGCGACGACGCGCAGUACGGUACCGGCGCAAACUGGGAGGGCUACAGGAACGCCAACAACGCCAUCUUUUCCUUCGGGCCACCGGGACGGGUCUGGGAAGGGUGGCGCAUCGUCACGAGCGGCCAUGUUCGCUACUACCACGCCGGCGACGCCAACGGACCGAUCCCCGAGGGGCAGUGGCUGCAACGAGAGGGUGGCGGUCACGGCGGCGCCCUCCCCCUCCCGACUGUCACGUGCCUGAGCGGGGUGGACGUGGUGUGGACGGUCGUGUCCGCCAGCCCGGACGCGCAGUUCAAGACUACGACCGCGCAGAGUUACUCGGAGGAGCAGGCUCGGAUGGCGGAGUCAUCACUCUCGCUUGGGGCCAGCUACUCGGGCGUCGACGUUUCCACAAGCUACACCAACUCCGUGUCACGAGUGGUGAGGUCGGGGAUGACAAACACACGCGAGGAGACCUGUGACAAUCCUUGCGGCAGCGACCGCAAGCUGUUUGUUCAGCAGUUCUCCACUGGCUCCAUCAUGGCAACGCCAGAGUGUGGACUUGUGACCUGUGUGCCGUACGACGCGCCCGACCCACAGUGCCCGAUCGAAUACUGCGGGGGUGACCUGCUGUCCGGGUGCCAGUGCUGCACCAGCCUCGAAUUCCUUGACCCGAGCUUCACCGGCCCGCGCCCGCCGCUGUGCGCCACGGACCACGCGCCAGACUGGGCCCCGGUCGACGGCGCGAUGAGUGACUGCGUCUACGACACGUGCCCUCAGAUCUUGGUCGAGGGCGCGGGACAGGACAAUACCAACGGCAUCUACACGCGCGAGUCGGGCAGGUCAUGUGACGACGCGGGCUACAGGAACGCAAACAACGCCGUCAUUGUGUUUGGAGGCGGGACCGGCCCCGGCUGGCUUGAAGGGUGGCACAUCGUCACGAGCGGCCACAUCCGCUACUACCACCCGGCCGAGCCUGGCUCCACUAUCCCCGAGGGGCAGUGGCUGCAACGCACGGGAGGCGGUCACGGCGGCAGCACUCCCCUCCCGACGGUCACGUGCCUGACGGCGGUGAACGUUGCCUGGAGGAUCGUGUCCAGCAACCCCACCGCAACCUUCCAAACAACCAUUGCGCGCGAGUUCGACGAGAUGGACGAGCGGACGACCGAGGUGGCGGUGUCGAUCGGCGCCAGCUACUCGGGCGUCUCGGCGUCGUCAAGCUACACGAACAGGGUGUCGCAGAAGGUGACCGCGGGGCUGUCCAACACGCGAGAGGAGACCUGCCCCAACCCAUGCGGCGAGUCGCGCAACCUGUGGGUGCAAGACUACGCGACUUCGUCGUCUGUCAUUACACCCGAGUGCGGUCUCGUGACCUGUGUUCCAUACGGCGCCGUGCCUCAGUGCCCUCUCGAAUACUGCGGUGGCAGCAGCCUGCGUGAUGGGUGCCAGUGCUGCAACAGCCACAGCUUCAUCGACAGCACAAGCAAAGCGAGGCUCCUCGAGCUCGGCCAGCUCCCGCCGCUGUGCUAG